Messenger RNA from Cuscuta europaea, 658 nucleotides. Lineage: Eukaryota; Viridiplantae; Streptophyta; Magnoliopsida; Solanales; Convolvulaceae. The record is from the annotation of a GenBank genome assembly.
CAAUAAUUCCCUAUAUAUAGGCUUAGCUAGCCAGCCAUAAGUGCAUGCUUACAACUACUCUUGUGAUCAAGCUAGAGAGAAGAAAUUAAAGUCCGAAACAGAUAGAAACAAGAAAAGUAUUGAACCCUUGCGCGCGCGCACAAAUGGGAAGAGCUGCGGAUAGGGAUGAACACACAGCUCUUCUUCAUCGUCACUCCUCCAUUGCGCUGCUUCAGGAAAGGUUUAGACAGUUGGAAAGGGCAAAGGAGAUUCGGCAAGAGAGAGAGCUGUCGAGAUCAGGACUGCACCCAUCUUCAUAUUCCCACACCGAAUUCUUGUUUCCUCCUCCGCCGCCGCCGGCCAAGCCAUCAUCAUCUAAACUUUCCCUCUCCCUGUGGCCGGCAGACUCUUCGCCGACAGCGGAGGAGAUGCGGCGGAUAAACGAUGACGUAAACUUGACUCCUCCUUGGGUCAUGGCCAACCAUCUUUAUCACACUUAUUCUCCAGAUGUUGAUACUUCCCUUCACCUCUAGGCUCUAGCUAGCUAUCUUGUCUAGCUAAUUCAUUGUUGUGUUCAAAAGGAGAGAUCUAGCCGUACGUACGUUAUACAUGUAAUACUCCGUAUCUAUCUACCUACUUCGUCAGUUUGUCUAUUUCGAAAUUUAAAAAAAAUUCCACA